UUGAUACUAACCAUGAGACAUAUGUCACAGUCAUAUCCAUAAUCCGUACUUAUCGACACAUCCCGAUUCCCCUUGCUUCACCAACAAACAUACCGCGUGGUUUUUAUCUUGAUUAUCCUCUGAAACAUCGAAUCAAGCUGCACGUAUCUGUACGGCAUCCGCCGUUAUGUUUAUGCUGAAAGAUGAGCAGGGAAACUGAUCAGAGCUGUGAGCUGGCGUUUGCUGUGGAUUUGUACAAAGCUGCGGCUGAUACUGUGUCAUCUACGUCCAAUCUGAUCAUUUCCCCAUAUUCAGUGGAAAGUGUUUUGGCUUGUCUGUUACUGGGUACCGAGGGCGAAAUUCAUGAGCGCCUGUGGCGACUGAUAUGCCCUAACGGUCGAUCCAUAAAGGAGCUGUGUGAGGAACUGUUCUCCCCGAAAGCCAACGGUUUUACUCAGGCCAACGCCGUGUUUUACGACCAGCGCGCGACACUGACCGCCGCCUACCGUGAUGCAUUGCAAAUCUAUGAGGACAUCCAAUUCGUCGGCGUACCCUUCGAAUCUGAUCCGCAACAAACUAUCGAAGCUGUUAACAACUUCCUACAAUGCCACUCGUCAUGGAAAAUUCAUGAUAUUCUGCCGCGCCUGCAGUUAGACCAGGUUCGGAAAAGCGAUCUAAUUCUGCUAUCGACGAUUGACUUUUCCGGAGAGUGGGACUUUCCGUUUGAUCCGGAUUCCGCUUGCCACCGAGAGUUCUAUUGGGCCGACGGCCGGGAACGCCUUAUACCUUUUCUAAAUUCGGAGAAGCACGACUUUCGCUCGUACAAUGUGGACGACGAGAACGCCGAGUUGACGCCCCUGGAUCCGAAGGUGUUGAUAUUGGACAUUAAGGGGAACCACUACAGUGUCAUGUUCUUGUUGCCGGAGGAGGGUCCGGACUGUUUGCGACAGCUGGAAAACCGUUUAUCGGGCGGUGAGCUGGUCGAAUGGCGGAAUAAGAGCAGCAUUUCCGAAAUUAUGGUAACGUUGCCGAAAUUCCGCAUUUCCACCACGACCGACUUGAUACCGUGUACGACAGCGUUGGGUCUCGCUGACAUGUACCGACCAUCCUGGAAUAUGUCGGGUAUGUUCGAAAAACCGGCGGAGACGAAGGUGGCUGACUUUGCGCAAAAUGCCAUGUUUGAUGUCGAUGAAUACGGAAUCAAGGCAGCAACUGUCACAAUUUUGCGAAGCGUUUACACGUGCAACUAUAUUCCGGCAUUCGAAGCCAAUCGGCCAUUUUUGCUGAUCAUCUGGGACAAUAAUGCUGAAUUUCCUCUGUUCAUGGGAAGGAUCGCUGAUCCCACUCCAACGUUGUAGAGUGCGUGUAAAGCGGUACAGUAGUUUUAUUUACGCAACUGAAUGUGUGGACGGCGUAAUACGUUUCAUCAUCAUGGAUGGCCAUGCGGCAAAUGCCUGACGUAUCAUGCACAGACAACUGUACAAGACAGGUGUUUAUUCCUUGCGAAAAGGUACAAGAAAUACCUAAACUAACGCGAUGCUGGCGCUUAGGAAGCAGCCAUUAAACACUGCUGCGACACUACAAAACUAUCACAAUGAGAAACAGAAAUUCAAUUCAGCAAUGCAUUUGUAUGAUAAACCUAUUCAUCUGAUAAAUUCUUUGCAUUUGAGAUAAAUAUUAAUGUACUUUUUAAUAUCUGACCAGGAAGUAACGGUCAAUAUCGUCAGCACACGGUGUAGUUCCAGACGGUGUUGUUGUGAAUUUGUGAUGAUUGCGCGUUAAUGACGCUCUGUAUAAUUAUGAAUUUUGUUAGAUUUCGCCAGAUUCCUGACACAAUAAAUUAUUACAGCUACUUGGUCGCACUGCAGGUGUCUUCGACACCAAUGGUUGUCUCGCAACGCAGUCCGAAUGCUUUACGCAGAUCAUGCAAAAACGAUAGCAAAAUACACGGGCACACAUAACGGGUCCAGAGGAAAAACGAACCAAAAAACUGCCACGACACGAUGGAAUCAGUGGAGAAUUCACCCGUGCUUUGAAGACCGCAGGUUUUCCGGCCAGAAUGGAGCCAAAAGGUCUGUCUGUGAAAGAUAAAAAACGGCCAGAUGUGAU
Molecule: messenger RNA, 2088 nt
Organism: Paramacrobiotus metropolitanus
Lineage: Eukaryota; Metazoa; Tardigrada; Eutardigrada; Parachela; Macrobiotidae
Product: alpha-1-antiproteinase 2-like
Exons: 2
Coding region: 183-1337 (384 amino acids)
Molecular function (GO): serine-type endopeptidase inhibitor activity
Source: RefSeq, a predicted model, not a curated record